Molecule: messenger RNA, 6355 nt
Organism: Aedes albopictus (Asian tiger mosquito)
Lineage: Eukaryota; Metazoa; Arthropoda; Insecta; Diptera; Culicidae
Exons: 2
Coding region: 1619-5653 (1344 amino acids)
Biological process (GO): DNA integration
Molecular function (GO): zinc ion binding; nucleic acid binding
Source: RefSeq, a predicted model, not a curated record
AACCUCAAAAUAAAAUCCGUCAAGCACUCUACAAAAAUCCUUCAGCAAGAAAUUUAUCCAAAAGUUCUGCAAUAUUAUUUCUGAUACUAAUGAAAAGUACAGCGAGAUCUACAUGCACUUUAAAAUCUUUCCUAAUAUGUCAAAAACACCUUCAUGAAUCGCGUAACUUUCCAAGUAAAAUUUUCUAAGAGGUCUGUCACAAUGCCGACAAACUCACUUAGAACUCCUAGUGUUUUUUCUCGGAAAUGCACCACGUUUAUGUUGCAAAAAUUAUGUUCCAAAAAUACUUUUAAUAGCUCCAUCAAGCACUUUCGAAAAUUCGUACGGGUUUGCUUGCUAAACUCUCUGAUGUCUUUAAGCAUUCAUUGAAAUCGGUAGAUGUUUCAAUAUUCUUCUAAAAUAAUUUCAAAAACUAGGAAUUGCAACACGAAUUCCACUUGAAGGACUUUUAGGAAAUUGAAAAGGCGCUGUCCAUAAACUACGUAGACUUUUUUCAGCCAUAUCAAAACCCCAACCCACCUUCCCCUUCGAAGACUUUUGUUUAUACAAAAAUUUUGAAAUGUGUAUGAAGCCUUGACUUUGGCCAGACCCCCCGUCUCCUCCUAAGAGUCUACGUAGUUUAUCGACAAGGCCUGAUUCUGUAUUCGUUACAUAAUUAUCAUCUUGAAAUAGCUGAAACUUUUCAAAUGCUUUUCAGGAAUAUAACAUGUAAAAGAGAAUGUCUUUUCUAAAUUUGUAAUUUUAUUGGGAUCUUUGGUAAAUUAGUCACUUGAUUCUUUCCAUAUUCUCAUAAAAAAUUGUUGCGUAUUGCGCAAUCGAUAUUUUAAAGAUGCACGCGUUCAGUGUUCAGUGUGUUAGAGCGGUUUCCAAUACCUCUUCAAGUGAGAGAACUGAGAGAAAAGAGAAUGAAAUAAAAUAGGAUCAGAUUGAUCUGUGACUCCAACGAGAAUAGUUGUGUUUUUCUUCAAUUUGAUCAAAUGAACGAAGUUCCCAAUUAAAGUAUAAUUUAUUUAAAUUGUUAAAAUAUAACAGCUGGCGACGAAGGUAAAUUGGAUUGAGUAGUGUCAAACGGAAUAUUUCUUGUAGCAAAGAAAAUUCUAGUGUGACUGGUGUAAAGUUUGCAGAGUAGUGAAAACUUGUGCGUAGAUGGUGUGCUAGUGUUGAACAUUCAGUUUGAAUAAAAGCAGCCAUUGAAGUAGAAAAGCUAAAGAAACAUUAAAAAAAAUAUAUAUAUUUUUCGAUUUAUAAAAAGCUAAAAAGUGGUUAUUUUGUCUAACGUGCAGUGGUCAUCUUUUGUUCUUUUCAUCGUUUACAGUUGCAAUUACAGUGACCGCCAUAGCAAUUGUAUCUGCUGUGGAACAAAUUCACAAUUGAACAUUGUGAAAAGAACAAAGAAAUCUGGCGCCUUGUUGCUGGUCAUCUAACGUGAGCUACGCACAGUGAGAAUAGUGAGGCGGAAUUAGCGGCGAGAAUUCACCGUGAGUAGUGAGCUGCGUUGCGAGAAAGGCCGUCGGCUGUGUCUCAUCUCAUUCAUCACUCAAAGGUCUACGACUGUGUGAGUGCAUCUGCAUCAACCGUAAGUUUUUUUCCUAGUGUUAUUGCAAAAACAUAAAACAAUAUGCCGUCGUUUGGUACUCUGGAUCACUACGUAAAAGGCUCUUCUUUCACUAACUACAUGGAGCGACUGGAACACCUGAGCUCGUUUAAUGGUUGGACAGAGGCAAAUAAAAAAUCUGUUCUUAUUGCACUUACUGGUCCAGUGGUGUAUGAUGAGUUGAAACUUAUUUUCCCCACUGUAGAGUUAGCAACACUCAAUUAUGCUGACAUGGUGAAGAAAUUGAAAGAGCGGUUUGAUAAAGUGGAUCCUGACAUGAUGCAACGGUUUCAUUUCUAUAACAGGUUUCAAAAAGGUGAUGAAUCUGCUGAGAGUUUUAUUUUAUCAGUAAAAUUGCAAGCAGAGCUGUGUAAUUUCCAACAGUUCAAAGAAACAGCCAUCAGGGAUCGUCUAAUUAUGGGAAUGCUUGACAAGGAACUACAGAAGUCAUUAUUAAUGUCUGAGGAGUUAACGCUAGCAGUGAUCGAAAAGAAAUUAUUGAGUAGUGAAGUGGCUAACAAGCAGACAAGAGCGAUGACUGGUGAACUGAAAACCGACCAAGUGCAUUCUGUUAAAAGUAGAUUAGGCGAUAAAGUCGGUGAGAGUAGUCGUGAAUACCGCAGUCGUUAUGAUAAUCAGUACGGUAGCCGAAAUUUUAACAGGAAUGAUAAACGUGUUAGUUUUCGAGCAAGAUCGCCAUCCGGUCACAGGGCUCGCCGAUCGUACGCGAACGCAGUAUGCAAUUAUUGUAAAAAGAAGGGUCAUCUCAGGCGUGAUUGUUACAGUUAUCAGAACAGGUACUCAGUGCGAUUUGUGAAAGAGAAUGAUGACAAAGACACUAGUUAUGACUUCAAACGGUCAGCAGGACGUGAAAGCUCGGAUGAAGAAACGGACGGUAUGGAGUGUUUAAUGAUAUCGGCGGUAAAAAUGAUUAAUGAACCUUGUAUGAUAACAGCAAAAGUGCAAAAUCGUUCGAUGCGAAUGGAAAUAGAUUCGGGGUCAGCUGUGUCGGUUAUAGGUCAGGCUGAUUAUAAGAAAUUGUUCUGCGGUGUUCCAAUGGUUCGAUCUAGUAGGCACUUGGUAGUUGUUGAUGGUGCUCGCCUAAGAAUACUUGGUGAGAUUUUGGUGCAGGUUGAAUUGAAUGGUGUCGUGGAUGAGCAAAAGUUAAUUGUCUUAGAGUGUAGCAACAGCUUUGUUCCAUUGAUAGGCAGGUCUUGGUUGGAUCGUUUCUAUCCAGGCUGGAGGUCUGGUUUUACAAAUGCGACGAUGAUCAAUAAUUUGGCUCAAGAUAAAGACUUUUCAGAGCCGGUUGUUGGAUAUGAAGGUGACCUGGUUUUGAAAAGCGACCAACCGAUUUUUAAGAAGGCCUAUACUGUACCGUACAAGCUAAAGGAGAAAAUGGAAAAACACUUGGAAAUGCUCGAACAACAGAAAGUGAUAACACCUAUAAAGGCUAGCGAGUGGGCGUCACCUGUGAUAGUGGUAGUGAAGAAGGAUCAGGAUAUCCGAAUGGUAAUAGACUGUAAGGUAUCAAUUAACAAAGCAAUAGUGCCUAAUACGUAUCCACUACCACUAGCACAGGAUAUAUUCGCCUCCCUAGCAGGCUGUAAGGUUUUCUGCUGUCUUGAUCUGGCUGGUGCUUAUACACAGGUUAAACUAUCGAAGAGAUCCAGAAAGUUUACUGUUAUAAAUACGAUGAAAGGGUUGUAUACAUACAACAGGCUUCCGCAGGGUGCUUCGAGCUCUGCGGCAAUUUUCCAACAGAUCAUGGAUCAGAUACUGCACGGUUUGAAAAAUGUUAGUUGCUAUUUAGACGACGUCUUAAUAGCUGGAGAAACAAUAGAAGAGUGUGCUAAAACUUUGGAAUUGGUUCUCGACCGGCUAGCAAAAGCAAAUGUGAAAGUUAAUUUCAAAAAGUGCAAAUUUUUUGUAACUAGACUGCCGUACUUGGGACAUCUGUUAACUGACAAAGGUCUUUUGCCGUCUCCAGAAAAAGUUUCGACGAUUAGCCAAGCCAAAGCACCUACAAAUGUUACGGAGUUAAGAGCUUUCCUUGGUUUGGUCAAUUUUUAUAACAAAUUUUUACCAAAUGUUUCGACAAAGCUAAGGAGUCUUUACGCUUUGUUGUCCAACGAUACAAAAUUUGAAUGGACUGAGGAAUGUGAGGAAGCUUUUCGAUUUUCCAAAACGGCUUUGUUAAACGCAGAUAUGCUUGAGUAUUACGAUCCACAAAAACCACUCAUAGUAGUUUCAGAUGCUAGUUCAUAUGGAUUGGGGGGGGUGUUAGCCCAUGAAGUUGAUGGUUUAGAAAAGCCCAUAUGCUUUACUUCAUUUUCAUUGAAUUCUGCUCAAAAACGAUACCCCAUUCUUCAUUUGGAAGCAUUGGCACUAGUUUGCACGGUGAAGAAAUUUCACAAAUUUCUUUUUGGCCAAACAUUCAAGGUGUAUACUGACCACAAACCUUUGGUAGGUAUAUUUGGCAAAACGGGCACCAAUUCAUUGUUUGUGACUAGGAUCCAAAGAUAUACUAUGGAGUUGUCUAUUUAUGAUUUUGUAAUUGAAUACAGAGCAUCUGUGAACAUGGGUAACGCUGACUUUUGCUCACGUUUUCCGUUAGAACAGUCAGUACCAAAAAGCUUGGAUAUUGGAAAUAUAAACAGUUUGAACCUUUCAAGCACAUUUCCUCUAGAUUAUGCCUUGAUAGCCAAAGAAUCUUCGACGGAUUCUUGUUUGGCAGAAGUGAUAAAAUUUGUUGAAAAUGAUUGGCCGGAAAAUCUACAGGGUUCGUUUAAAGAUUUUGCUUCUUUGAGAACUGAUCUUGAAGUGGUUCAAAAUUGCCUUCUUUACCAAGACAGAGUUGUUAUACCUACAUCAUUGAAAAAUGGUAUACUUAAGCUUCUGCAUGCCAAUCACAUUGGCAUAACAAAAAUGAAGCAUUUGGCACGACAAACGGUGUUUUGGCCUGGAUUAUCAACCGACAUAGAGCAUUUCGUGAAAUCUUGCGAGGCAUGUAUAAAAAUGGGUAUAGUUCCAGCAAAACCACCUCAUAGUAAAUGGAUACCAACGACCAGACCUUUCAGUCGUAUCCAUGCUGAUUUUUUCUAUUUUGAAGGUAAAACCUUCCUGUUGGUUGUAGACAGUCACUCAAAGUGGGUGGAAAUAGAAGUAAUGUUGCAUGGUACAGAUGCAAAACGGGUUAAUAAUUCGCUUGCAUCCCUUUUUACUAGAUUUGGGUUACCUGAUGUGAUGGUUACGGAUGGAGGACCACCUUUUAACUCUAGAGAAUUUACAUCUUUCCUACAGAAACAUGGAGUAAAAGUUAUGAAAAGUCCUCCUUAUAAUCCCACUAGUAAUGGGCAAGCGGAACGCUUAGUUAGAGUAGUUAAAGAUGUUUUCAAAAAGUACCUAUUAGAUCCUGAAAUGAGGGAAUUAGAUUUGAAGAGUAAAAUCAACUUUUUCCUAAUUAAUUAUCGCAAUCAAAUAGCAAACAAAGAUGGACUUCCUCCAUCGCACAAAGUGUUAUCGUACAGGCCCAAGAUUUUACUCGACUUAAUUCACCCAAAUAAGCAAUAUGGCAAGUUUUUGGACGAACCUAACACUACACAAAUUGAUGUAAAACUCCCUGAGAAACCAGACCCAUUUUUAAAGCUAGUGGUAGGGGAUACUGUUUAUUAUAAAAACUACAGAAAAACCGAUCCUGAAAGAUGGAUUGAGGCGAGAUUUGUCAAACAAAUUUCUAAUAACACGUUUGAAAUCUCCCUCCACAGGACAACCAUCAUGGCUCACAGGAGUCAGUUGAAGCUACCCCACUCGAGAAGCCAAAGUUCGAAAUUGGCACUACCAGAAGUGCAGAGAAGGAAGCGCAGUUACCCGAAUCCAGACGACAUGGAAUUCCAGGGCUGGUCUGAGCCUGAGGAAGAACCAUUUCUAGGGUUUCCCGAACAAGUAUUGGACGACAGAUACGGCCACAGUUCCAAACAGUCGAAGCGACCGAAAUUAGACGACGGUGUGAUCAUGACCAGAAGCCGAGCGAAGAGACAGAAUAGUGGAUUAAACUAAAUGAAUUAUUCUGAACGUAAUAUUUGCAUGAAGUGCUUUCAGAUCUAGCAAUUAAGUAAAAAAAAAAAAGAAUUCGAGUACUUAAAAAGAAUUGUCUGAAUUGUUUAAAUCAUUAAGCUUUACUGAAUAUGAUAAGUUAAGUGUUAAGUUCACAAAAGUUCUAUAGAGGGAAGGACUGUUGCGUAUUGCGCAAUCGAUAUUUUAAAGAUGCACGCGUUCAGUGUUCAGUGUGUUAGAGCGGUUUCCAAUACCUCUUCAAGUGAGAGAACUGAGAGAAAAGAGAAUGAAAUAAAAUAGGAUCAGAUUGAUCUGUGACUCCAACGAGAAUAGUUGUGUUUUUCUUCAAUUUGAUCAAAUGAACGAAGUUCCCAAUUAAAGUAUAAUUUAUUUAAAUUGUUAAAAUAUAACAAAAAUCUCGAUGGUUUCUUUACUGUAGACUUAGAUCUAUGAAGGACUUCUUGCAGAAGGCAAGACUCAGUUUUUUUUUUCAGAAUUUGACCCACAUAGGUAUUUUUAUCAAACAAUUAAACCUGCAUAUAAUCUGGUACGCAUCAUAGAUUAUAUCGGAUGUAUUCGUGAGUUAUCAACACAGAUAUUUUGCCGUACCAAGAAACAUUUCAAAAGUUCACCCAAUUUUUAAAUUUACGUAAAUUUAAAUAGUGGUCUGUUCGAGAACACGGUAGAAAACUAUUAUGAAUCUUG